Messenger RNA from Amoebophrya sp. A25, 1253 nucleotides. The record is from the annotation of a GenBank genome assembly. NCBI's taxonomy places the organism in Eukaryota, Dinophyceae, Syndiniales, Amoebophryaceae.
AUGCCGGUCGCUGUCAGCAAAAGCGAGAAAAUGCAGAAGGAGAGGCUUCUUGUCUGGAAAGGCAAGAAGCACUGCACAUCCGGAGGACUAACGAAGAGCGACCUAAUGAAGAACAAGGAUGGCAAGAUCGUAUCCGUCCGCGCCUCGGAAGCUGCAACAGAGAGAAACUUAAGGCGACGCGAUGGAUACUACCACGCUCCUGCUCCGGUGUACCACUACAGUCCCUUCAUCUACAACCCACCGGUGUGGAGCUCGACGUACUCCAACCCUUGGAAGUCAUACAUCAAGAACCCACCGGCAGUGAAGAAAAACAGCAUCAUGGGACAAAAGUCAACGUAUAUCAUAAUUUAGCCUCUUUUCAUCUACUAUGUAAAGUCAAAAACAAGAACUCAACAUUGUUGUCUACUUCUCGUUGUUUCAUCGGUUAGAGUCUAGUCAUAGUCUGAUAAAGAUGAUUAAUUACUUACAAUUUUUUGAUUUAUCUAAAAGUAAAACACAUUCAAAUUCUUAUUCUUAUUCUUUCGCCGAUGCGGUGACCAUCUACUUCUCUCCAUCAGGAGUGCAAGUUCAAGUGGAAGUGGAUCUCCUCAGGAAAAGCAAGAAAACAGUGCCGAGAAAUCCUCAUCUCCGCCUGUGCAGACGCCGGCAGCAAAAUAUUAAAUGAGGAAAAACCACGCACCUGGUGUGCUGCUCGUCGUAAAUUUGAGAAAAAAAUAAUUCUCUUUACAUUCAUAACUCUUGUGACAAGAAAAAGACGGUAGGGAGUCGCAUGAAGUUUUUCGAUCAAUAUUUUUGCUACAGCAAGAGAGACCUGAUCAUACUUUCUAAAAACUAUUCGAUACAGGACAUAAGUACAAAUAGAUAAAUAGAAUCCAUCGUCGCAAAAAGAACCCUCGCAUUCAGAAUGACAAAUCUUCAUGGAUAGUACAUACGGAUUGAUAGGCAAAUCGUCGUGCAGCUUUCCUGAAUUACUAGCUUGACGUAGAAGCAAUUCGAAAUUCACAUUGUCAUCCACUUCCAAAUUUGAUCUUUUCUUACGAUCUCCUGGUAGAAUAAGAAUUCACAAUUGUAGUACAAUUACUAUUACAAGUACAACACCCAAGUCCCCACUACUCGCUCUUUGAAUUAGCGAACAUUUCUAUGAUAGCCUAUUACAUGCACAUGCUGCAUAUAAACCCUUCCCAUACAACCAAAUGGUCAACAUAAACAUCUGAACAUCGCAUUAGCUCCUCAGCAUGAUUCGCGAACAAAAU